ACCGAGUGCAGCUAGAUGGAGGAGACCGGACGCAAAGGGCUAGUGGGGCCGGAUCCGGGAACGCUGAGCCCCGAGCAACUGGAGCAGUUGCGAGAUUUCAAGAUCCAGACUCGGAUUGCAAAUGAAAAAUACUUGAGAACCCACAAAGAGGUGUCCCUUCUCAUUAGCAGCUUCUUCAGAGAGAUGUUUCUGAGAAGACCAGAGAACAUUCUUGAAUUUGCUGCAUACUAUUUCACAGAUCCAAGACUUCCCAACAAAAUUCACAUGCAGCUAAUUAAAGAGAAGAAGGGAGCCUAAUUAGCAAGCCACAAUGCUCAGCUGCUGGGAGAAGGCAGAAGGAGUCCAGCCUUGGGUGGGUGUUAGCCUCACUCCUGUGAAAGAACGCAAGAGGAGGAACAGCAGAGCAGUGUGCCGACAGCAGGCCAUUUUCCCGACA
This is a messenger RNA of Rattus rattus (black rat), 436 nucleotides long. RefSeq names its product regulatory subunit of type II PKA R-subunit domain containing 1 (gene Riiad1). Lineage: Eukaryota; Metazoa; Chordata; Mammalia; Rodentia; Muridae. The transcript is spliced from 4 exons. The coding region runs from base 16 to 297 and encodes 93 amino acids. The record is from RefSeq and is a predicted model, not a curated record.